AUGAGUGAGCAAGAAGUGACUUACACAGAACUGAAAUUUCACACUCCUUCCAAGCAGGAGAGAAUACAGAGACCUAAGACCAUCAAGAACAAAGACCCAUCAGUUUCAGCUCCUCCCUGGAGAAUCAUUGCAGUGAUUCUGGGAAUCUUCUGCCUGGUGUCACUGGGAGCAGUGGUGGCCUUGGUUGCCAAGUUUGCUCAUCAUGUUUCCUGUAGUCUGCAUGCUGAUGAAAGGAAUUUCAUAAAAUCACUGACACAUACCUGUCACUGGAUUGGACUGUCCCAUAAGACAGCCAAUGAGCCCUGGGUAUGGAAGGAUGGCACAGCUCUCUCCAGUGACCUGUAA
Chelonoidis abingdonii (Abingdon island giant tortoise) is the source of this 345-nucleotide messenger RNA. RefSeq names its product killer cell lectin-like receptor 2. Lineage: Eukaryota; Metazoa; Chordata; Testudines; Testudinidae. The record is from RefSeq and is a predicted model, not a curated record. Gene Ontology annotation, biological process: cellular response to molecule of fungal origin. Gene Ontology annotation, molecular function: (1->3)-beta-D-glucan binding.